This is a messenger RNA of Effrenium voratum, 1381 nucleotides long. Lineage: Eukaryota; Dinophyceae; Suessiales; Symbiodiniaceae. The record is from the annotation of a GenBank genome assembly.
CAGAGCCCAUCAGAGUCCAUGCCGUGCGAUGAGCUGCUGUGGCUGCCAUGCGUUUGCCAACGUGGCUCGCAAGGCCCAAGUCGGGCGCCAGGAGACUCUGGUAGACCAGCUGGCUGCCUUCGGAGCACUUGGCGCUGGCAUGGUUCGAGAUGCUGCUGCUGCCCAGGUUUCUGCGGCAGAGCCAAAUGAGGCCUGGGAAGACAGAUGGCUGCGGUGGAACGAAGCGGCCGACCGGGGCGAGCAGAUGUGGUCAGCAGCCUUUCAGCUGGUCGAGGCCCUAUUGCAGGGAGCAGCGGAGCACGUGCCAGAGGCGAUCCACCGCGUGGAGCUGCGGGAAGGUGCUCUGCACGUACAGCUCUCUUGCGGGGAGUUGCUGGGAGAGUUUGCCACCCGCUCAAGGAUGGGUGCCCAGAUCCGUCUGGAGGAGCAGAUGUGUUUCAUGCUGCGCAUCCCGGAAGACUUGCAGACACAGCCGCUGACGGUUGAGGUGGAGGGCUUGGACUUCCCCGCUCUGCCUGGGGCUGUGCAGCUGCGGGAGGAGCUGGUGGAGACCCUGGGCCCCCGCUUCAGCAGGUCCACUGCCUUCGAAUGCUGGCAGCAACGCAAAGACCUGGAGUUCCCCUUGAGCAGCUCCAAGCUGCGAAGAGUGCACGAGUCGCUCGCGCAGUACCCUUUGCCCUCAUAUGUGGCGGAGAAAGCACUGUGGGGAUACCUCAAUGCGCCCCCUGGAGGUUGCAGUGGCGUGCGUAGCCUCGAGUUUCAUCAGGAGGGCGAUGGGAUUCGCGUGAGUGCCCACCGCAGGCAGCCAACGUGUGACAGUCUGAGGCAGCAGCUGGCCAUCAUCGAUGAACUCUGCGUCGAGGUGCUUCUUCAAGAUCGAUUUCUCGGAGAACAGUUUGCGCCCUCUUCGAUGAACUUUCUAGCUAUGACACAUGGCCACGCUGCUGGUCAACAUGGAGCAGAUCCAAAGAAGAUCGCAAAGCUCAUGUCAGCUGCAAAGAACUGGGGCCCAGGCAAAGACGGCUGGUACCAGUUCGACGAGACAUGGACUUGUGUGGACCAGAAAGACUGGCUGGGCAGGACUCUUGAGGAGCAAGGCCGCAUCGUGUGGCACAAGCCGGGCUUUCAGCUCACGUAGAGGACCUCAGCACAGCCUGAGACCAUUGACAGUCCCCUGUUUGCAGACGGGCUGGUAGCCACUGCGGAGUAGGCGCAAGGCUGACAGUGCCAGAUUCCGCCAUUCAGCCCUGAAGCAUCCUCAGCCCUGCAAUCUUGUUUUGACAAAGCAUCAAGCGUGUUGGCUCUCAUUAGCUUUGCCACCACUCUUGUGUUGCUGCGGUGAAGAGUCGCACGAGACAGAGCUUUCCAUCAGUCUUUUGGC